Molecule: messenger RNA, 954 nt
Organism: Fusarium vanettenii 77-13-4
Lineage: Eukaryota; Fungi; Ascomycota; Sordariomycetes; Hypocreales; Nectriaceae
Exons: 4
Coding region: 57-818 (253 amino acids)
Source: RefSeq, a predicted model, not a curated record
UAAGUCGUUAAUCAUCCUACUAUAAGCCAAGGCCCUGACGGCCAUCAUUGACCAACAUGCCGCGAAUGAAUCUUGGCCUUCCCUUCCAGACCUGCAAUGUCUACCCAAACCCUUGCAAGUCCACUGUGCAGGGGGCCAAGCUCUUCCGUUGCAGCGCUUGCCACGUCGUGAACUACUGUGGCCUCGAAAGGGAAGAGGCCGCUCUACGGGCCAACCCUGGCGAUGCCAACACCCCACCAGACGCAUUCGAAAACGCCAUGGGCAAUUUCUGGACUUUUCAAGGAACUCGAAGGGAUCAAGACGCGUACGACUUCAUCAAAUGGUAUGCUGUCAAGGCGACCUCGACUUACGAAUGGGGAAACAUGGAACUGCCUUUUCUCGAUUUGAAGGGGGAGAACGCGCUCGAGCCUGUGGAUGAGAAGCCCCUGCACAUUGAUCUCUCCUUCUUUGUAGCCUUGACACUUAUCAAGGUUCGCUUGAUGAAGGACUUGAUGGGACUGCAGGCAUUCGUGAAGAAGAAGCCCAACGCGACAAUCGCCGCUCGGAUGGAAUAUUUGAAGGAGGAAGCUAUGAGUGAUGCAGUUGCCGAAAUGCGGCGUCAGGCGAUGCAACUGUACGAGAAGGUCAAGACGAUGAACCCACACUUCUGGCCAGGUGUGCUUAACCCAGAGAUUUACGCCUAUAGUGUGCCGGGGAUGUACACUAUGGGCUCGCCAGAGGAGGCGGUACUCGUUUUUAGGCAGUCCUGGUACUCGUGGUCGGAAACUGAAGCAGCAAUCCAGUGGAUCAGAGGAAUCAUAAGGAACGACACGUCAUAGGAACUGCAAUGCCAAGGGUCGAGGGAAGCGGUGUUGGGAGAUGAGCGUCAGUGACAGAAAUCGGAUCGGAGUUGGCACCUGUAUUUACGAAGAAUGCAAGAUUCUUGCGACACGUUGUAUUAAAAUUCGUUUUCUG